Molecule: messenger RNA, 1916 nt
Organism: Cololabis saira (Pacific saury)
Lineage: Eukaryota; Metazoa; Chordata; Actinopteri; Beloniformes; Belonidae
Gene: yipf5
Product: Yip1 domain family, member 5
Exons: 6
Coding region: 88-861 (257 amino acids)
Biological process (GO): regulation of ER to Golgi vesicle-mediated transport; endoplasmic reticulum to Golgi vesicle-mediated transport; vesicle fusion with Golgi apparatus
Cellular component (GO): membrane; trans-Golgi network
Source: RefSeq, a predicted model, not a curated record
CGUCGCACCCCGGAAGUUGAACCUUCCUGACACGUAGCAACCGCUGUAAAGUUGGCAGCUCCGUCCAGCAGCGUCCCUGAGUAAAACAUGUCGGGGUUUGACAACUUCAACACAGACUUUUACCAGUCUAGCUACAGUGUAGAUGACCAAAACCAGGCUGGCUAUGGCUACAGCAACGCGGACAACUCCUACAACAAGCAAUACGGUCAGUAUGAUUACUCCCAGCCGAUGGGCUACUCCGCUCCUGGAAUGAUGCAGCCCCAGCAGCCGUACACAGGACAAAUCUUCCAGCCCGCACAGACCUACACCCCAUCUGCGUCACAAUCUAUGUACAGUAACAGCUUCGAUGACGAGCCCCCACUUCUAGAAGAGUUGGGAAUCAAUUUUGACCACAUCUGGCAGAAGACGUUGACGGUGCUCCAUCCCAUGAAGGUGGCAGACGGCAGCAUCAUGAACGAGACAGACCUGGCAGGCCCCAUGGUCUUCUGUUUGGCCUUUGGAGCGACGCUUCUUCUGUCGGGUAAGAUCCAGUUCGGCUACGUGUACGGCAUCAGCGCCAUCGGCUGCCUGGGAAUGUACUGCUUACUCAACCUGAUGAGCAUGACGGGCGUCUCCUUCGGCUGCGUGGCCAGCGUGUUGGGAUACUGCCUCCUCCCCAUGACCCUCCUCUCCAGCUUCGGCGUCCUCUUCUCAUUACAGGGUUUGGUGGGAGUCAUACUCACGGCUACGAUCAUAGGAUGGUGCAGUUUCUCGGCUUCAAAGAUCUUCAUCUCGGCGCUGGCCAUGGACGGGCAGCAGUUUUUGGUGGCGUACCCCUGUGCUCUUCUAUACGGGGUCUUUGCUCUCAUCUCGGUCUUCUGAGGAAAUACACAUUACAGCAACCAUUUAAAAUAAAUGUUACCCCAGUUUCUGUAAUUUCAGUUUAAUUAGCAUCAGUAAUUAUUUGCUAAUUACACAGUUUGUUGAAAUGGGAGCUUCUGUCUCAGCAGCGCCGAGGACUUUUCUUUUUUGUUUUUUUUCUUUUUUUUUUUCUUAAGCUUCCACAUCUUACCACAUUCCAGCUUGACGUUCUGAAGGCUAGAGUGCAUCCCGUCACUCACUCUGCUCCUUUCAUGCAUCUAAAAGGAGAGGGAUGUCAAGUAAAUUUAGAAAAAAAUAAAUAAAAUACCUCCUGUGGACGCGGUGGAGCCUUCUGUGGACCAGUACAGCCCUGUGAUCUGAAGAGCGUGAAGGGGAGAGAAGAGAGAAUUAAAUUUGCUUAAUGUAAACCCCAGGAGACUAUUUAAUUUGACACAGAUGAGGAAAAGGUUCCCUAUUAUCUUUUGAGGAGCCUGUGGGGGAAAUGCCAGGAAUCUUGAUAUAUUUUAAUUUUUUUCUCUCUUCUUAAGCUGUUGAGUUUUUUGUUUUUUUGGCAAACACCUACACCUUCUGUAACAACAAGACUAAGGGAAAUUAAAUUCUGGACAAGACUAGAGCAACUCAUCCUACGUUACCUGCCAGCAGGACGGAGAAAAAAGGAAUUUUGUCUCCUCCUUCACCCGGGACUGAGGACCGUUGAGCCCCAUCGGCCGUAUCUUCGUCCUCAUCACGAGGACGGCGCAUCUGUUAUAUUUUAUGUAUUUUAUUUGAUAAUUUCAGAUUAUUUUGACUUUUGAUGCCUUUCAUUAAGACGCAACAACAGUUUGCACAGAACCAUUGUUUCGAAACCAAACAGAUUUCCCUGCAUAUUGAUAAUUAAUAGAUACUUUACAUGUCUUGGUACAUGUGCAUUUGUAGUUUUGUUUUGUUUGUAUUUUAUUUUAUUUUGAACCCCUUACACUUAAGGCUUAAAUUUAGAGAUGACUCACUUUGUUUACUGAAAUGUGUCAUCUUUUGUCCCCGUCUUCCCAUGCACAUUAAAGUUGUUUUUGAAGGUU